Messenger RNA from Lactuca sativa (garden lettuce), 630 nucleotides. Lineage: Eukaryota; Viridiplantae; Streptophyta; Magnoliopsida; Asterales; Asteraceae. The record is from RefSeq and is a predicted model, not a curated record.
AUGGCAACGUAUGGUAGACUGGUAGUUGGCAGUGUUAAUGGUGGCGAUAGUGGAAGAGUAAUGAUAUUUUCUUUUUCUCACUCGUCAUCUUCGUUGAUUUGUAACAUUCGGAUUCCCAGGUAUAAAGAAAAAGAAUGGGAUAUUGAGCAGCUUGUGGGAUCUGGUGGCAUGCCAUCAUCAUAUUCAGCAACUGUGACUGCUCUUGGUACUACUGUUGGUGUUGGUUUUCAGGAUGGUAUUAGUGGCACUAAAUUUGCAAUUGCUAUCAUACUAGCUUUUAUCGUAAUGUAUGAUGCAAAUGGUGUUUGUAACAAACAUGUACUAUUGAAUCAAAUAGUAUAUGCUCUUCCUAUUGAACAUCCCUUACCUGAUAACAGACCACUUCGUGAACUUCUUGGGCACAACCCUCCUCAGGUUGCAACUGGUGCAUUGUUGGGGUUCCUUACAACAACAGUUGUUCACUUAAUCUCUCAAGUUGCUACUAUGGCUUGACAGUUGACAUAAGGAUCCUUCUGCAACACAUUCUACUGAAGAAGUAGCACCUAUAUGUGCAUGAGUCUUUGUUUUCAUUUUGGCAUGGGAAUGAAUUUCAUAGUCAGGAACGUAUAAUGAUGCCUUUGAGAAGCAUAU